Molecule: messenger RNA, 3297 nt
Organism: Phragmites australis (common reed)
Lineage: Eukaryota; Viridiplantae; Streptophyta; Magnoliopsida; Poales; Poaceae
Product: dual specificity protein phosphatase PHS1-like
Biological process (GO): cortical microtubule organization; protein dephosphorylation; response to abscisic acid
Molecular function (GO): protein tyrosine/serine/threonine phosphatase activity
Source: RefSeq, a predicted model, not a curated record
GCAUCAGUAACCACUCCACUCUCCCUCUCUACUUUCGUCUCCCUGCCUCCUACCCUCUGCCACACACUCCGUUUCUACGGUCUCCAUUACGGAAAAAGCCGACACCCAGACGGAAAGGUUGGAGGGCGUGGGGAGGAAAACUCCGCAAGAUCCCGCCUUUUCCGUCGGAUUUAACGGGUCCGCUCCCCCACCGGAAGGCCAGGCGGCCGUGCACGCCGUAGCGGCGGUCGUUGGAGACCUUUAUCACGCCACGCGCCUGCGUCAUCAAAGGUUACCUGCGCCGUGCCCUCCCAUGGAACAGCGGGGGCCGCAGCAAGAGGAGGCGGCGGCGGAGCGCGAACACGGGAACCCCUCCGUUCCUCCCAAGGAAAACGAGGAUAAAGAUCUGAAGCUAUCCUCUCGUGUGGUUUCUUUGUUAUUUGGUGGUGAUAUCUCAACACCAGCGCAAACAUUUGAGAAAUGGUUGUCUCUGGUACGUAAGAGAAGUGGGUCAUUCCGUCCAUCAGGGUUCCCACAUCAGAAUUCAAGGAUUGAAGUCAUGCCAAGUGGGAGCUUCUCCCUAUUUGGUAGCAGGGACUUGAGUGAACAGUUGGUUAGGGCAGAACCAGUAGGCAAAGAUCCAUUGACCUGCGAUCAGCCUCCUGAAAUAAGCCUGUGGGAGAGACUUGGGACUGCUUCUGCACUAGACAUUGAGUCAUCUGAUUUUUCAUGGAAUUUGCUCUCAUCUCUGCACCAUACAGAACAUAGUAGUGGUUCGGAACACUCUGAGGAUGAAAUGAGCAAAUCUCUUGAGGUUACUGUGAACUCUGGUGGUGUAGUGUUCUUUGCUCUUUUUUGUUGUUCGGGUAACAAUGGAUUAUCAAAAAAAGCAGCAGCUGUUAUAAAGUUCUCAUCAUCAAAGAUGGCAACACAGGCAGAACGUUUGGGUUAUGAAUUUGCAAGAUUGCUUGGAGUCCAGACACCACAAGCUCGUGUAGUAUAUAAUUCUAGCCUGGAGUGGCAGGGGAUUAGACAUUCUGCAGAAAAUGCACGAGCAGUAGCAGUUUCAAAUAAUGAUGAGGUUGGUGAGAUGACUUGCUCGGAGUUAUUGGAAGCUCUUGAGCUAAGCCGCUGCCUUCUUCUAAUGAGCUAUAUUCAUGGCUCCCCACUGCUUGAGAGUUCAAAGGCAUUCAAUUCACGAGAAGCUGCUUGUGUGACUGCUUCAUCCCUGGGAAGGGUUUUGAUGCUUGAUCUGAUACUCCGGAAUGAAGACAGACUCCCAUGCCGUCAGCUAGGGUGGCGUGGUAAUCCUGCAAACCUGAUGAUUUCAGAUGGGUCGUCUUCACCUAGUGUGGACAUAUUGGAUGAUUCCAAGAGCACUACGGAUAGUUCCAACCAACUGAUUACUAGAAUUUGCCUGAGAGAGAAGCGCUCUCACUCUGCAAAUGGAAGAUUUGAUUCUCCGGUGUUGGAUCCCAUGUCACGAAAAGUAGAAACAAUGAGAAAUGAAAGUUAUGCUGAAAGUACCAAUGUCACUUUCCGCAUUGUAUCAAUUGACACUGGGGUGCCCCGUCGCCCUCCUGCAGGGCGACGUGUCAAAGAUCAUGAGCGGUAUCCCAAAGUUGUGGAGCUCAUUUUGAAUAGCUCAGACUACUCCUCAAAUAUCCUUUAUGAAAUUUCCGGUGGUAAGCUUGGGCAUCCAGGACCAGUUGAGGGUACUUCCACUGAUUCUUGUUUCUCUCUUUCUGAUGAAGAAGACAAUGCGGCUGUGAUUCAUGAAUUCCGAGGAUCAUUUCGUGCAGCUCUUAGGGAUCUGGAGGGUUUCCACCUAUUUCUUCUCCAGCUUUACCAAAAACUGGAUAGUGUUUUGCGAGUUUUCUUGUCCAUAAUUACCAAAAGCUCUGAAGAAUCUGACAACAAUGAUGUAACAAUUUCGGAUUUUCAUUCACCUGGAGUCAGCUUCAGUACCCCUUGCAAGCAACUGAACAAUGAACUGCAUAGUGAUUCUGAAAUGCUGAAAUCUACAACGAAGACGUCUUCUGCUGGAUCCCGUGGAAGCUCAGAUUCCGUUUCUCCUAUGUCAAGGGACAGUUGGAGCAACAAAUACUUCAAGGGGAGUGCAGAGGCUCCGCGAAGUUUAAGAAUGACAAUGAAACUUCGUGAUUUUUACAAGAACCCGAAGGUUGAUCCUGAAUUGCUCAAAGAGAUUGAACAAUGGAAUGAGACACUGAAGACUGAUGUGAUCAAAUUUUGUCAAGAGAACAAUUUCCAUUCUGGUUUCUUUGAUGGAACUGAUACCAACAUGGUAGCUGAUGCCUAUGAAUUGAAGGUGCGACUUGAACACAUAAUUGAAAGGAUAGCCUUGAUCUCUGAUGCUGCAAAUACGGAACGACCUUCUCUUGUUUUUGACAACUUAUUCAUAGGUGGGGCUCUGGCUGCAAGGUCUAAGUACACCCUUCAGCAUUUGGGCAUUACCCACAUACUAUGUUUGUGUUCGAAUGAGAUUGGUCAAUCUGAUUCCCAAUUUCCUGAUCUUUUCGAAUACAAGAACUUUUCAAUUAGUGAUGAUGAUGAUGCAAACAUUAGUGAUCUUUUUGAGGAAGCAUCAGAUUUCAUUGAUAAUGUAGAUCGUGUCGGAGGUAAGGUUCUGGUUCAUUGCUUUGAAGGGAAGAGUCGAAGUGCCACAGUUAUCCUUGCCUACCUGAUGCUUAGAAAGGGCUUCACUCUUGCGAAAGCCUGGAACUUGCUGAAGAAAGUCCACCGUCGAGCGCAACCAAAUGAUGGUUUCGCUAAAGCUCUCCUGGCCCUUGACAGGAAGCUGCACGGCAAGGUGUCUAUGGACUGGCAGCACAAGCGGCCCGAGAUGAAGGUGUGCCCGAUCUGCAGCAAGAACGUCGGGCUGAGCACGAGCUCGCUCAAGCUGCACCUGCAGAAGGCUCACAAGCGACUCUCUGCAGGCAGUGUCGACAGCGCCAUGACCAUGGAGAUCCAGAAGUCGAUCGAGUCGCUCCGGAUCAGCCGUGGCGGGAGCCUGAGCCCGUCUCAGAAGCGGACCAAGGUCGCUGACGAGCUAAGCUUCUGAUCUGCGUUCUUGUACCAUCUUGAUCCCACACUGCUGUAACUUGUAAUAUCAUCAAGCAGACUAAACUUUAGGGUGUUUAGAGCGAGUGUAGAUCUAGUUAGAGGCAGGGCACACGCCAUAAGAUUAGCACACGUAUGUUCAGGAAUGAUUGUGAAGGACGCAAAUACCACUCCUGUAUGUGCAUUCUGAAAUAUACAGAGGCCGGAAAUAACCAAAACGAACCUAGAUUUUGGACA